Molecule: messenger RNA, 2729 nt
Organism: Hylaeus volcanicus
Lineage: Eukaryota; Metazoa; Arthropoda; Insecta; Hymenoptera; Colletidae
Gene: Vps52
Product: vacuolar protein sorting-associated protein 52 homolog
Exons: 9
Coding region: 155-2182 (675 amino acids)
Biological process (GO): Golgi to vacuole transport; endocytic recycling; lysosomal transport
Cellular component (GO): GARP complex
Molecular function (GO): syntaxin binding
Source: RefSeq, a predicted model, not a curated record
UAUGACAGCUCAACAAAUGUCACUGACACUCGUGUCACUGCGUCUCACUUUAAAGACUAUGUCAUACAAUAGCUUGUAACAUUUUCCACUGUACAUAGGUUCAUACAAAUUCGGACAAUUACAGAAUUUUACGAAACGAGACAAAUUCAGUAAAAUGUCAGGCGAGACUAAUAUUUUCAACGACAAUGUUGUACAAUUGCCACAAGAUCUCGGAGACGAUGUUGUCCAGGAAGUUUUGAAGACUGGCACGGAUUUGCGACAAUAUUCCAGGCAGAUCGAGAAAGAAUUAAAGGAAGUCGAGAAUAAAUCUAUUCAGGAUUAUAUAAAGGAAAGCGAAAAUAUAGCGAGCCUUCAUAAUCAAAUCGCUGCGUGCGACAACAUCUUAGAGAAAAUGGAGUUGAUGUUGAUGAGUUUCCAGUUAGAUCUAGGGAGCAUAAGUUCAGAGAUACUUUUUCUACAACGUAAAUCAAUAGCAAUGAGCCAACAGCUAUCCAAUAGACAAAUAAUCAGAGGUCCCCUUAGCCAGUUCAUUGAAGACAUGACAGUCUCAGAAGCUCUCAUUGCGGGGAUUAUGGAUUAUCCCGUAACAGAGAAGGAAUUUUUAACCCAGCUGCAGACACUGAAUCACAAAAUCAAUUUUGUGAAAGAACAAACUUUCAAAGAAGCGAAAUCAUGCUUAGAUGUAAAAGAUAUACUAGAAAAAUUGAAAGUGAAAGCGAUGGCAAAAAUCAGAACAUAUCUUUUAGAACAGAUUUACAAAUUCAGAAAGCCAAUGACGAAUUACCAAGUGCCCCAAAACAAUAUGUUGAAGUACAAAUUUUUCUUCGAGUUCAUUUUAGCAAAUGAAAGAAAUGUAGCUGAAGAGAUUUGUGGGGAAUAUGUUAGCACGAUGAGUAAGAUAUAUUUUUCUUAUUUCAAAUCUUACUCUUCGAGGCUAAUGAAAUUGCAGUUCGAGGAAGGUGCUACCAAAGACGAUCUGAUGGGAGUUGAAGACACUGUGGGAAGAGGUAUUUUUCAUAAGACUACAUUGAAGAAUAGGGGCACUGUGUUUUCUAUUGGCAAUAGAGGAGAUGUUUUAACUUCGCAGCUGGAAGCACCUAUUAUCGUACCUCACACUGCAUCUAAAACAAAAUAUCAUUACGAAGCCUUGUUUCGCAGCGAACAGUAUGCUCUUGUAGAUAAUGCUUGUCGAGAGUAUUUGUUUUUGACUGAAUUUUUUAAAGUACGUGGGACACAAGCUAUGGAUAUUUUCAACCAGGUAAUGGCAAAGACGUUGAAUCUGAUGGUGAAAAACCUGCAAUCUUUUGUGGACGACUGCUAUGAUACUAUCGCUUUAUUUCUUUGCUUACACUUGGUAAUGCGUUACCAAUUAACCUGCCACAAAAGAGCAGUGCCAGCAUUGGAUAAGUAUUGGGAUAAUAUGAACUCAGUCAUUUGGCCUAGGUUUGAAUAUGUUUUUCAAUUGAAUAUUCAAAGCAUAAAGGACUGCGAUCCACUGAAACUAAACAAGGAAACUGGACCACAUUAUAUUACACGUAGGUAUGCUGAGUUUAGUGCUGCGAUGAUCAGUGUAGUGGAAGGAUUCCCCUGCGAAGGUGCAAUACAGCUAUUAGCUGAACUAAGAGAAGCUGUUCAAUGCUUUUUAUUAAGAAUGGCAACCAUAUUUCCCAAUAGAAUCGAGCAGCUAGUUUUCCUCAUCAAUAACUAUGAUUUAGUUCUUGGUGUACUCAUGGAAAGGACACGAGACAAUUCAAAGGAAGCAGAAAGCUUCCGAGACCAAUUAAACGCUCGUUCUGCAGAGUAUGUUGAGGAAGUUUUGAAUCCAUACUUUGGUGGAAUAAUACAGUUAGUGAAAGAGUCUGAGGUGUUAAUUGAGAAAGGCCAGACGGAGGAUUUGAAGAAACAGGAGGGAAAAGCGUUGGGUCUUGUUCAAUCGUUUACCAAUAAUUGGAAACGAGCAUUGGAAGAAAUUAAUAGGGAAGUACUGAACUCGUUUCCCAGUUUGGUGCUUGGAACAGCACUGGUACAGCGUGCAAUGACACAAUUGGUACAAUACUAUCACAGAUUUCACAAUACCUUGCCGCUGAACGCGCGAACGCAGCUAACAAACAUUCAUCACAUAAAGGUAGAAAUUAAGAAAUACAAUGCGAACAACAUUUUAAACGUUGUUAGCCCAAAGUAGAUUAUAAAUGGAUGAAAAUAAAGUUUUAUUAAAAAUUAUAUUGCAAUAGAGAAAGAAAUAAUUGUAUAAUUUAUACUCAGUAAUUUAUGUUUCUUGUCUGCAUUGGUUUGUAUCAAAACACUUUCCACACUGACCCCUAGUUUUCAUCGUACACAUUUUGAAGCUACGAAUAAAGUUAAAAAUUAUAUUUGAAAAGACGUCAACAUUUUUAAGGAUAACCUAGCUUUCAUCGUACACAUUUUUAACAUGUGAACUAAAGAAUCCAAUUUAUCAUAAGGUUAUGAGACUUAUAAUAAGUAUGAAUGAGGUAAAAAUAGAGUACGCUGUGUGUUGUAUGAUUAAGAUUUUCUCAAAGAUGUAUGGAAGUAGAUAUGGACAUGAAUAUACAUAGAAAAAUAUAUUGCGUAUUUAUUUAAUGUGUACUGAACACCAGGGCUGUCGGAAAACUCGAAUAUUCGAGCUGCUCGCGAACCGAAUAUGUUUUAACCUUUAGAGGAACGUUUAACGAAUGAAGAUAGAAUCAAAUUAUAAUGCGUAUUAGAUGCAA